AUGUAUGGCGAGGUACCCUACAAAGUCUUGACCUGGAUGUGCGAUGUUGAGACUCCAGCUCAAGAGGUCAUCCAAUCGACAUACGACUUUGACAAAAGCAAAGCCAUCGAUGUAUGUUUUAUGGCUACCCAGGAGAAGUCCAGAUACCACGGAUAUGGAACAGAACUUCUGUCGGUGAUUACGGAUGUCGCACAGAGGAUGGACGUACCUGUCAAGCUAUUGAGUGCCACAGAGGAGGCCGUGAGAUUUUACAAGAAAUCUGGGUUUUUCAUCAAUCGCGAUGGAACGGGCGAAGGGAAAGCAACUCUACCUUUUGAAGGUCGCGAAGACGCGCAAUUGUUCGCAUUGAGCUAUGUCCCGAAUGGCUGGACAGGUCCUGGCAAGCAGUGGGCCACAACGGAUCCUACGGCCGAUGGUGUAUGGUAUCCCGGUCUUCAUGAGACAUGUAUCCCGCGAUGCUCCUCAUUGCAUGUAUAUAAUUCUCCUCUCUAG
This is a messenger RNA of Kwoniella botswanensis, 492 nucleotides long. RefSeq lists its product as uncharacterized. Lineage: Eukaryota; Fungi; Basidiomycota; Tremellomycetes; Tremellales; Cryptococcaceae. Gene Ontology annotation, molecular function: acyltransferase activity, transferring groups other than amino-acyl groups. The transcript has 3 exons. The coding region runs from base 1 to 492 and encodes 163 amino acids. The record is from RefSeq and is a predicted model, not a curated record.